This is a messenger RNA of Rhincodon typus (whale shark), 562 nucleotides long. It is a transcript of the gene selenos, whose product is annotated as selenoprotein S. Gene Ontology annotation, cellular component: Derlin-1-VIMP complex; endoplasmic reticulum membrane; Derlin-1 retrotranslocation complex. The coding region runs from base 56 to 547 and encodes 163 amino acids. The transcript has 5 exons. Lineage: Eukaryota; Metazoa; Chordata; Chondrichthyes; Orectolobiformes; Rhincodontidae. Gene Ontology annotation, biological process: retrograde protein transport, ER to cytosol; endoplasmic reticulum unfolded protein response. The record is from RefSeq and is a predicted model, not a curated record.
CGCUUUAAGGCCUGGCACUACCAUGAAGAUUGGGCCACGUCAGCGCUGCGUCUGAAUGGAGGAGAAGAGCGGAAGUGUGUUGUGCAGCGCCGGAAGUGGAGCAAUGGCGGAGCCGGAGGUGGCUAGAGGCUUGACGCAGGUGCUGAACAUUCUGUCUGAAUAUGGCUGGUACAUCCUCUUCAGCUGCAUUGCUGUCUACUACAUCUUGCAGAGGAUUAAAAGUGUGUUGCAGUCAAGAAGCCACAAGCAGACGCAAGCUUCAGAGGCCCAGCUUGAACCAUCAUUAAUUAUGAGGCGCCAGGAAGCAAUGGAUGCUGCUCGCCAUCGGAUGCAACAGGAGCUGGAUGCACAGGCAGCGAAAUAUCGAGAAAAGCAGAAAGAAAUUGAAGAAGAGAAGAGGAGAGAGAAAAUCGAAGCAUGGGAGAAUAUGCAAGAAGGAAAGAGUUCCCGGAAGAGAACCAACAUGCAUCCUGAGUCAGAAUCCAGUACAUCGAGUGCAACAAAACCCAAAUCUGACAAGAAGCCAUUGAGAGGCGGUGAGUGCUAAUGGUCUUCAACCAUU